GGCACUUUAUAUAAUAUAAUUUACUGAGUACAAAGACCUUAUAGUAAUAAAGUACAAUAAAGAUGUCCAGUUAAUAGUAUUUGCAAAACAUAAGCAAAGAAACAGAUAAAACGAAAUACUGUUAUUGGUGUACGUAUCAACUGAUAACUUCUUAUUACCUUCUUAUCUUGCAUAUAAGAGACAUUACAAUGAAAUGCAGACACAAUCACAAGUAAACAUGAGUUUCGAAGGGAAAGUUGUAAUUGUAACAGGCUCCAGCUCCGGGAUAGGAGCGGCUGCAGCCAUCGAGUUUACUAAAGAAGGUGCAAGCGUCGUCCUAGUCGGAAGAAACGAAACGAAACUCAAAAGCGUGAGAAGAGAAUGUGAGAAACUUGGCAAAAAACCCCUUGUUAUUAAAGCAGAUGUCUCCAACGACGACGAAGCUAAAGGUCUCAUAGAAAAAACAAUUGAACAUUUUGGUAAGUUGGAUGUGUUAGUUAACAAUGCUGGUGUGAGUUACAACUUUGAUAUUACUAGUGAUGGAUUUAUGGAAAAUUUUGAUCAUAUAAUGAAUCUUAAUUUACGUGCUGCUGUAUACUUGACACAUUUGGUGAUACCACAUUUGAAAGAGACGAAAGGAAACAUCAUCAAUAUGUCGAGUGUAGCUGGUGUAACUGUGAACGGAGGAUCUGGUGGAACAAUUUCAUACUGCACUUCAAAAGCUGCAUUAAACCAUUUCUCACGCUGCGUUGCGGAGAGACUGGCACCGUACGGUAUCCGUGUUAAUAUAAUCAGCCCGGGACCAGUUCGAACUGACAUUCUGGAAAAUUCUAGAAAUUUCCAUUUGUCUUGGGAGUUGUUUAAAAAAAGAACGUUACUGAAGAGAGUAAGCGAGCCGAAAGAGGUCGCUGAUUUGAUUCUAUUCCUAGCUGGAGAUAAAGCUAAAGGUGUUACAGGUUCCGACUAUGUUGUUGAUAAUGGAUACUUGUUAAAACAAUAAAUAACAUUAACUAA
Molecule: messenger RNA, 993 nt
Organism: Papilio polytes (common Mormon)
Lineage: Eukaryota; Metazoa; Arthropoda; Insecta; Lepidoptera; Papilionidae
Exons: 1
Coding region: 194-979 (261 amino acids)
Source: RefSeq, a predicted model, not a curated record